Molecule: messenger RNA, 612 nt
Organism: Ctenopharyngodon idella (grass carp)
Lineage: Eukaryota; Metazoa; Chordata; Actinopteri; Cypriniformes; Xenocyprididae
Product: trace amine-associated receptor 7c-like
Biological process (GO): G protein-coupled receptor signaling pathway
Cellular component (GO): membrane
Molecular function (GO): trace-amine receptor activity
Source: RefSeq, a predicted model, not a curated record
AUGGCAUGGACUGUGUUUCUGAACCUGCUGGUGAUCAUCUCCAUCUCUCACUUCAAGAAGCUUCACACUCCAACAAACCUGAUUAUUCUCUCUCUGGCUCUGGCCGACCUGCUUAUUGGACUUUUGUGAUGGCCUGUGGAUGCCAUAAAGCUGAUUGAGACAUGCUGGUACUUUGGAGACACUUUCUGUGGACUGUUUAUGAUAAUCAUGGGAGUGCUUAGCUCAAAUUCUCUUAGCAAUUUAGUUUUAAUAGCUGUUGAUCGUUAUGUGGCUGUGUGUCACCCUUUACUGUACCCACAGAAAAUUACAAUGACUAAAACUUUAGUAAGCAUCUGUCUUUCAGCGAGGAGGAAAUCUGAGAGCAAAGCUGCUCUGACAUUAGGAAUUAUUGUGACAGCUUAUCUGCUGUGCUUUAUUCCAUACUAUAUCUUGUCUUUAAUUGGGACUACAGUAAUCUCUUCUACCACAAUGACAUUUUUAUUAUGGACUUUGUAUAUUAACACAGGUCUGAAUCCUCUUAUCUAUGCUUUGUUUUACAGUUGGUUUAAAAUAUCAGUUAAACACAUCUUAACACUUAAAAUAUUGGAGCCUAGCAUCCUCCUCUCUCAUUGA